GCGGGCGAUUGAAACGUGCGUAUAUACUCGUAGUAAACUGGAGCUCUGGAAUAGAAGGUCGUGAAAGAGUGUGAAAAAGUUUUGUUUUAUUUUCUACUGAGAUUUAUUCGGAAGAAGAUAUUUAUAGUUCCUAAUCCGAAUAAAUUUUACUGUCCAAAUAGUCAGAAAUCAAAAUGUUACAUUACGCCAUCGCCAUUUUCAUGAGUUUUGCACUAAUUCCAUUGGUUUUGAGUCGACAUAUAGAUCUCGAUACCAGGGGAAGGCAUGAAGAUGCGAGAGGAGAAAAUAACCACAGCUGGCAAGUGACAAGAACACACCUGCGUCUCCACGCGAAACCACCGAGAGUUCUACGUGUGAAAGAAGGUGAGAAUCAAUUUCUGGAGUGUCAAGCUGGUGGUAACCCUUCUCCAGUUAUUCAUUGGUUAAAAAAUGGCGUAAAGUUGUCACAGAAUGGUAGAGAUGGAGACGAGGAAUCUACAGUUGUAUCUGACGACUUUUUGCAGAUUGAAAACAGAGCACCCAAAACAAACAUCGGCUCUACGACCAGCAGACUCUAUUUAGACUGCAUAUCUGCAAAAGACGAGGCAGAAUACACUUGUGUUGCUGAAAAUCCUUACCACAGAACAAGUACAACAACUCAGGUUUAUGUUGCGCCAUCCAGUGAAGACACAGCAUGCCCGGAGAAUAUAUUUGGUACAGCUCCCCGGAUUUAUGCCUGGACCAAGACUAUGAUUGAAAACCAAGGGCAAGAAACGAAGCUGACAUGUCGAGCAAGUGGACACCCAAGACCUACCAUAGAAUGGUUCGAUUCUCGAGAAGAGGAAUUGGGAGUCACGGGUACUUCAAAGUAUGAGAUUUUGCCCAAUGGUGAUCUUGUAAUUCGCGAUUUGACGUGGAGCGACAUGGGAAAUUACAUCUGCAUUGCUUCAAAUGUUCAUGGUACUGCCAAAGAAGAAAUAUUUUUAUAUCCAGCAGCUAUCGAAGCAUGAAGAUCACAUGAAGUAACGGAAUAUCUUCAAUGAAAGUUAAGAAGAAGAAAGCGUAAGAUUCUAUUGAAUCUGGCUUACAGCAGGCUAAAAUUAAAAAACAAAUUGUAACUCAGUUCUUUUCCCACUUCUCUCAUGGACAUGUUUUCAAGAACUUAAAUUUUGUAUUUAUUAUAUUUUGAUUUCAUAUUUGUAUACCAUUAUUGUACAUACAUCAGUUUCAAUAAAACCUCAGACUAUUUGGUGAUA
Stegodyphus dumicola is the source of this 1235-nucleotide messenger RNA. Its product is annotated as zwei Ig domain protein zig-4-like. Gene Ontology annotation, cellular component: plasma membrane; axon. Gene Ontology annotation, molecular function: cell-cell adhesion mediator activity. Gene Ontology annotation, biological process: dendrite self-avoidance; homophilic cell-cell adhesion; axon guidance. NCBI's taxonomy places the organism in Eukaryota, Metazoa, Arthropoda, Arachnida, Araneae, Eresidae. The record is from RefSeq and is a predicted model, not a curated record.